GCAGAAUUCCGCAUGGAUUUAAUAAUCUCCCGCGUGAUAUCUGUAAUGAGUCAUAAGGACACACUCUCCUGCUGUGUGUAGAGAUUACGCACUAUUUUUAGUUCGAUGUGGGCAGCAUUUUACAAAGUGAGAACCCAAAGCUCACCAGAGACCGAGGAAAGUAUGUGUUAGCCAGCUAACUGUGGUUAGUGUGGAAAAGUGUCAGUUAAACUACACUAACAAGUGUGAAUCACAUCCUAUGAGCCUUUAAACCUCUACUGCGGUGAUACGGGAUCAUCACAUCGCAUGAAAGAGCUGAAAUGGCGUUUAACACUAACCUGUGUUGUGUUACUCUGGGGGUGGAGGGCAUGACCUGUGGCUCCUGUGUCCAGUCCAUAGAGGGGCGGAUUGGUAGUCUGGCAGGUGUCAUUCAUAUAAAGGUGUCUUUGGAGCUGAAUAACGCAACUGUGAUAUAUGAUCAAACUUGCCACAAUCCAGAAUCUUUAGCAGAGGCCAUUGACGAUAUGGGCUUUAAAUGCAACCUGGCAAACACUACAUCAACACCAGUUCCAACAAGCAAGGUCUUUAUUAAAGCAAGCUUUAGCAUGGGCUCAAUCCAGCAGGCUCUGAGCAGACUUGCCCAGAUGAAAGGAGUGGUUGGGACUCAGGAGAGCUCUGAUAACCGGGGCCUGGCUGUCACGUUUGUCCCGUCUCUAGUCAGUGUGGAACAGGUUGAGGAGUUGAUGAGCUGCUUGGAUCCUGAUGCGGCAGUCAGUCCACUGGAAGGGCGGACCUCUCGAAGCUCCAGUGGGUUGGAGGUGGUGAAAAUGCGAAUCGAAGGAAUGGUUUGUUUGUCCUGCACGACCACCAUCGAGGGCAAGAUUGGGAAAUUGAAAGGGGUUGAGAAGAUCAAAGUCUCUCUAGACUCCCAGGAAGCCACUGUAUGUUAUCUGCCUUACAUCGUCUCAUUGGAUGAGAUUGUGAAACAGAUCAAGAUGGCGGGUUUUAAGGCCAUUGUAAAGUCAAAACCUCGUCAGUUAAAGCUUUCAGCCAGUGAAGUGGAGCGCUUGCUCAGCGCUCCCAAACAGAGUCCAUCCUCUUCAGAGAAUCUUUCAGAGCCAUCCACGACAGUGUUUCAGGUAACAGGAAUGCACUGCAACUCUUGCGUGGUAAACAUUCAGGACAAUCUAUCCAAACUGCUAGGAGUGAAUUCAGUUGUCGUUUCCUUGGAGAACGGACAAGCUACAAUUCAGCAUAACCUAAAACAAGUCACAGCAGUGGAGCUACAGAAUGCCAUUGAGGUCUUGCCUCCCGGAAACUUUAAAACCCAUUUGGUCACUCCCCAGAAUGGAUCAUUCCAACGACCACUUGCCCAGACCAUCAUACCUUCUACCAAGCCAAACUUUCUCCAGCCGCUGAUAUCAGUGGCUGAGAUUCAUAUUGAAGGCAUGACUUGUGACUGUGUUCAGUCCAUAGAAGACAUGAUUUCCCAGAAGAAAGGAGUGAGGUCAGCCCAUGUGUCACUGGCCAAUCAUCAGGGAACCUUUGGGUAUGACCCUUUAGUGACUACACCUGAAGAACUGAGGGAAGCCAUAGAGGACAUGGGCUUUGAUGCUUUUCUGCCUGAAACAAAUUCAUUGGUGCCUUCAGUGGUAAAGAGUCCAUCAGCGCCUUCUGUCCGAAGCUCAUCUUUAUCUCCAGUCUGGGCUCCUGUGAAAGAGAAUGAUGCUGACCCUUCAACAAAUGCAAUCUCUAAGUGUUUUAUUCAGAUCGGUGGCUUGACCUGUGCUUCCUGCGUGGCUAACAUUGAGAGGAACCUCAAGAACGAGCAUGGCAUUCACUCCAUUUUGGUGGCGCUGAUGGCCAGUAAAGCCGAGGUUCGAUACAGCCCUUCAAUCAUUGAUCCUCAGAGAAUAGCGAGGUGUAUCCGAGAGCUUGGUUUUACUGCCACAGUCAUGGAGGAUUACGAUGAGACGGAUGGAACCCUAGAGCUUGUGGUCAGAGGGAUGACAUGUGCUUCCUGUGUUCACAAAAUUGAGUCAAAUUUAAUGAAACAGAAAGGCGUUGUCUAUGCUUCGGUUGCCUUGGCAACCAAUAAAGCCCACAUCAAAUAUGACCCGGAAGUGACCGGGCCCCGAGAUGUAAUCAGAUGGAUCCAGAGUAUGGGAUUUGAGGCCUCUCUGGUGAAAAAAGAUCAUCGUGGAAGUCACCUGGAUCAUAGCCGAGAGAUCCAACAGUGGAGAAGAUCAUUCCUAAUUAGUUUGUUUUUUUGUGUGCCUGUUAUGGGCAUGAUGAUCUACAUGAUAAUAGUGGAUCACAUGAUUGACAUGUCCCACCACCAUAAUGCCACAGCCGAGGACAGAGAAAAGUUCCACUCCACCAUGCUCCUAGAGAAACAGCUUCUUCCUGGUCUUUCCAUCAUGAAUUUGCUCUCAUUCCUCUUCUGUGUACCUGUGCAGUUUAUGGGUGGGCAGUACUUCUAUUGUCAAGCCUAUAAAGCUGUCAAGCACCGGACAGCGAAUAUGGAUGUGCUCAUAGUACUAGCAACCACAAUAGCGUUCACAUACUCUUUGUUGAUUCUACUGGUUGCCAUGCUAGAGAGGGCAAAGGUGAACCCCAUCACUUUCUUUGAUACUCCUCCCAUGCUGUUUGUGUUCAUCUCGCUGGGCAGGUGGCUGGAGCAUAUAGCAAAGAGUAAGACAUCUGAGGCUCUGUCCAAACUGAUGUCAUUACAGGCAACAGAGGCCACAGUUGUUACACUGAAUCGUGAUAAGUCUGUGUUAAGUGAAGAGCAGCUGGAUGUAGAUCUGGUACAGAGGGGGGAUAUCGUGAAGGUUGUGCCUGGAGGGAAGUUUCCAGUAGAUGGUCAAGUGAUUGAAGGACACUCCAGGGCAGAGGAGUCUCUUAUUACGGGUGAAGCCAUGCCUGUUACUAAGAAACCAGGGAGCACAGUUAUCGCAGGCUCUAUUAAUCAGAAUGGCUCUCUAUUGAUCAAAGCCACUCAUGUGGGCAUGGACACCACCCUCUCUCAGAUUGUCAAACUGGUGGAGGAGGCACAGACUUCAAAGGCCCCGAUUCAGCAGUAUGCAGAUAAGAUCAGCGGCUACUUUGUCCCAUUCAUUGUGGUAAUAUCCGUCCUGACUCUGGUAGCCUGGAUUCUGAUCGGCUUUGUGAACUUUCCACUGGUCGAACAAUAUUUCCCUGGUUAUGAUAAGAGUAUCUCUGAAGCAGAGGCAGUCAUCCGCUUUGCCUUCCAGGCCUCCAUCACUGUACUCUGCAUCGCCUGCCCCUGCUCACUGGGCCUGGCCACCCCGACUGCGGUCAUGGUGGGAACUGGGGUGGGAGCCCAGAAUGGAAUCCUCAUCAAGGGAGGAGAGCCGUUAGAGAUGGCACACAAGAUUCAGUCCGUGGUGUUUGAUAAAACUGGCACCAUCACAUACGGGGCUCCCGAAGUGAUCCAGGUGAAGAUGCUGGCGGAAGGGAAUCGGAUGCCGCGCUCUAAACUGCUGUCGAUCAUUGGCACGGCUGAAAAUAACAGUGAACAUCCACUGGGUUCUGCCAUCACCAAAUUCUGCAAACAGGAGUUGGGGACAGACUCUCUUGCCACCUGUACAGAUUUUCAAGCUGUGCCAGGAUGUGGCAUCAGGUGUCAGGUCAGUAACACAGAGAACUUGCUGAGGAGAGAAGACAGUGACAGCGAGGAGAACCAGCGCAAUGCUGUCCUGAUCCAGAUCAGUGAUACCAGAGCCCACAUCAGUGAUCACGCACUCAUCAUGGACCCACAGCCACUCACUGUGGUACAAACUGCCUCAUACACAGUGCUGAUUGGGAACAGAGAGUGGAUGAGGAGAAAUGCGCUGCAUGUGCAAGCAGAUGUGGAUGAAGCCAUGACGGAGCACGAGAAGCGAGGACGCACCGCUGUACUGGUGGCUGUGGACGGUGAGCUUUGUGCCAUGGUGGCCAUCGCAGACAUGGUGAAGCCUGAAGCAGAGCUGGCUGUCCAUACUCUAACAGCGAUGGGGCUGGAGGUCAUACUGAUGACCGGGGACAACAGCAAAACAGCCCGAGCUAUUGCUGCCCAAGUGGGCAUCAGGAAAGUGUUUGCUGAAGUCUUGCCAUCUCACAAGGUAGCAAAAGUGGAGCAGCUCCAGCAAGCCGGGAAAUGUGUGGCCAUGGUGGGUGAUGGAGUGAAUGACUCCCCUGCACUAGCAAUGGCAGAUGUAGGCAUCGCCAUAGGCACCGGCACAGAUGUGGCCAUCGAGGCUGCAGAUGUGGUGCUUAUCAGGAACGAUCUUCUUGAUGUGGUUGGAAGUAUCGACCUUUCUAAGAAGACAGUAAAGAGAAUCAGAAUCAACUUUGUAUUUGCACUAAUCUACAAUCUUGUGGGAAUUCCCAUUGCUGCAGGUGUAUUUAUGCCUGUGGGUCUGGUGCUGCAGCCCUGGAUGGGCUCUGCUGCUAUGGCUGCCUCCUCAGUCUCAGUGGUGCUGUCUUCUCUCCUACUAAAAUGUUACACUAAACCCAGCGCUGAGAUACUGAAACGGCGAUAUGGCGAGGUAAGGAAACAAGGCAGUCUAACGGAUGUCAGUGUUCAUAUUGGAAUGGGAGAGCUGCAUCGCCCAUCACCCAAACUCAGCCUGCUCGACCGCAUCGUCAACUACAGUCGGGCCUCCGUCAACUCACUAUGCUCAGACAAACACUCUCUCAACAGCAUGGUCCUCAGUGAGCCAGACAAGCACUCACUGCUUGUAGGGGAUGCUAACUGUGAUGAGGAGACAGUUUGAAGAUGGAGGGCAUAUUGCAGGGAGUCUGAAGGGCUCCUGACUUUACCUCAGUGCCUGUUAGGGAGGGAGAAUUGCGUAUAAGUCCAAAUUUCUAUAGUUUGAUGUUUCUGCUGCUUGGCAUAGAUUGAGCUACUUUGGGUCUCCUGUCGAUAGCCAUUUGCAUCACUACAGAAAAGGCUUUCUAUUAGUCUCUCUUUACUUAUAGUGUUCAUUAUGCAUGGUGGCCGAUUUAAGAUGACAAUCUAGUUAAGGCAGUUAACAGUGCUGUAGAUUGUCUAGGAAAAGUUGGUGAAAUCAAUUCUAUUUUUAUGAAUAUUACCAUUUACAAGUGAUUUAUUGUGUUUUCUGGGAACGAUUAAGUGAAUAUUUAUUACAUAAUUUAUUUAGAUUGUUUUAACAUACUUUUUGUGGGACAUGAAGGAAUGUGAAGAUUUAUUUUAUCAGUGUACAAAUGAACUCUACUUUAAGGACGUUAGUACAUUCCAAAGAAAGCAAAUUGCCUGCUGUCUCAGAGGGAGCAAAGAAUUGUCACCAUUGUGGUCGCCAUCCACUUAUAAUCAGCAAUGAUGUGGCCUCAAUUUAGUUACCAAGGAAACAAGACGCUAAACCAUUCAAUCUUUAUAAGAUGUGUAUUCAUUUUUGUUCUUCAACUUGAAACCUUUUCAGCUGCCUUUGCUAUACUGUAUUUAAAUGUGCGCUUGCCAACUUGGCUUUUAAAUGUAUUCAUGUUUUUUCUUUAUUCACUUUUUUUUAAAACCCAGUGCUUUGUGCAAACUGAGAUUGUUACUGACAUUUUUUGAGCAGGAUAUUUUUGUAUACAGCUUUGUGUGUAUUAAUGCCCUUAAUAGAUACCAAAGUAUUCAACAUGUUAAAGCACAGCCUGAAUCAGGCUACUGAAAUAUGUGCUGGUUUUACGAGACUUCUAAGCUUUUUAAUUAUGUUGGGGAUUUUUUUUAUUAUUAUUAUGAGGAUAAAAUAUCCAUAAAGUGGGAAGAAAUUUGUUCUUUUAAAGGAAGUUUUGUUACUGUGUUACUGAAGGUCAAUCAAGCAAUGCAGUCUUCAAAUCAAAUCAAAUCAGUGCAUUAAGGAGUAAUGAUUUGUCACACGAAUGAAUGGCAACUUUUACCAUUUAUUGCUCGUUUUGCCUGAACAUGAGUUGAAGAUCUGAAUAUCUUGCCAUUGGGAUGUAUGCACUAGAUGGUUUCACUAAAUGUGGUCUGGGACAAUUCUUAAAGUAGUAUUCUUUAAAUAAACAGCCAGUUUUUUUUAUAAGCGGACAUCAAACGGGUUUUUUCUUUUUUCUUUAGUGCAAUCUCCUGCUCACAAAAUGUGUUUUCCUUGCCUAUAACUUAAUAUGGGUCAAUACUGUCAAGUACAAAACAUAUUAUAAAUAUUGACAAAUUUGGCAUUCACUUCAAUUAAUACAUGCAUUGCAACUGUUUUUACUGAAUUGCCACCACAGUCAAGACAGUGAGUAAAUGAUGUCUGAAUUUUCAAGGGUGAACUUACCCUUUUGAUAGAGUUGUGUGUUGCUAUGCACUAUGAUAAGCUUGUCAUUGUGUGUCUGUUUUACAAGGACACUCAGUGCCUCUCAGCAUGUUGUGGACACUGAUCACUAUGGAAACCUGCAACUAGUGCACGUGCUCGUGAUGACUCAAAUGAACUGAACCUCUUCUUCUGUUUUUAUGGAUGACUCAAACAAAUGGACAAAUAAUUUUUAGAACCUAUUUGCUCCGAUGAGUUUAAUAUUAACAGACAUUUUAACUGACCAUUGUUGUGCCCCUUUAUCCACUCACACAAUCCUAAUACUAACCAACCAGAAGAGGGCCCUACAAAUCAAACCAUAUGGUUUGUCACAAGUUGCAUGGUUUUGCUUAUGUAACAAUUCAUUUUUCAUUUAGUUAAAUAAUUGUGUUAAUUUUUCCCUCUAAAAUAAAUUCACUAAAAUGCAAUAGUUAUGCUAUGAAUUAAGUGAUUUCUUGAAAAAUUAUUGAAAAUCAUGGUACUUACAAUGCUAUGAAAAAGCUUAAUUUAUAUACAGUAGCACCUUUUAAAA
Xyrauchen texanus (razorback sucker) is the source of this 6816-nucleotide messenger RNA. Its product is annotated as copper-transporting ATPase 1-like. The transcript is spliced from 23 exons. The record is from RefSeq and is a predicted model, not a curated record. Lineage: Eukaryota; Metazoa; Chordata; Actinopteri; Cypriniformes; Catostomidae. The coding region runs from base 300 to 4760 and encodes 1486 amino acids. Gene Ontology annotation, biological process: monoatomic cation transport. Gene Ontology annotation, cellular component: membrane. Gene Ontology annotation, molecular function: copper ion binding; ATPase-coupled monoatomic cation transmembrane transporter activity; ATP binding.